Molecule: messenger RNA, 1822 nt
Organism: Centropristis striata (black sea bass)
Lineage: Eukaryota; Metazoa; Chordata; Actinopteri; Perciformes; Serranidae
Gene: cenpn
Product: centromere protein N
Exons: 10
Coding region: 173-1213 (346 amino acids)
Biological process (GO): CENP-A containing chromatin assembly; chromosome segregation
Source: RefSeq, a predicted model, not a curated record
AAGAUUUUCAGGUAAUAUCUGAUUGGCUGAUUCGUGUCUUAUAUUAUCGGCGGUUUGUUUGUAAUUGUACCACACUACUGCCACCGUGAAAGCUGGAAAAAAACCCAACAGCUUAACCUAACUGAAAAACUAUCCAGCCACUCAGCUAGACUGAGCAAUUACUCCCCGAGGAAUGAUGGAUGAUUCUUCGAAACGCUUACUGCAGCGGCUUAUGAGACGGAUACCGACUCAACUGCUAAGAACAACGCUGGAGAAGUGGGGCCGUUUGACGAGGGAACAGCUGACGUCCAUGGAUUUUAUUCAGUCCAAAUGGGCGUUAACAGAAAAACUACUCGACAUAUGCCAAGAAAAUGAGUUGGCAGUUAAACACCUCACAGAACUCGAGAUGAUAUAUAUCAUUGAUAAUCCAAACCAGGGGAUGUGGCAUGCAUUCCAGCUCAUGGACCCUGAAGAUGAUGCUCACUCUGUAGAGCUGACACAGUUCAAGGACCAAUUUAAAUCUCACCUCAGCGAGCUCGUAAGAACUGUGUCUAUCAAAAUGAAGAAGCACACAGAUGAAGCUGUGUGGAUUCGGAUUGCGUGGGGAGACGCCUUUUCUCGACCAAACCACCAGAAACCGACGUAUGUUGUUCACUAUCUUCAAACGCCUUAUGUCUUUGUGACAAGCCUGCCUUCAAAGAAAAAGCCCCUGUUAUCCCAGGCCUUGGUUCUGUCCACCAGAUAUCAAGCUAUCAAGGAUGCUAACCUCAGUGGACCGAAACUCGGUGCCAUUAGGGACCUCCUGAUGAGACAAUAUCAACACGUGUUUCCCACCAAGUAUCCCAGCCCUCCUGAUGAAAAUAAUCAAGCUCUCUCAAACCCACAAAUAGAGAGAGAGCAAGCUGAGGCUGCAGCAACCAGACUUCAGAUGGCCUGUGAAGCCUUCGGUGGUGGGACGUUACCUCAGAUACAGUCUGCAGUUUACAAGCUGGAGACAAAAUUCAGAGACCACACCAACAAGACCAUGACAGAGCGGGAGGAGCCCUUCAAUUGUGUUGUCAAAUUUGCAAGCAACAAUCUGCUGGAGUCAUUCAGACACUGUGCAUCUUCAGGAAUUGCCUCUACGCCUCUCACACCUCUGCUCUCAUCAAUCCCCCUUAAAGGAAGGAAUUAUUUUGUCAUCAGUGACAACGGCCCUGGUCCCUCUUCACAAACACGCCAACCACAGAACUGAUUGGUGACAUACCCUUAAUUUAAAGGAGUCACAGUGUGGCCUGCCAUAUCAAGUCCACCCAUAGUUUUCUUUUACCAUUCUGUUUUUAACCGCCUCAGAAUCAAUUAGAGAUAGUUUGGAUUUAAUGAUGUGGGGCUGUAUGAGGUACUUAUCCAGUCAGUGUAUUACCCACAGUAGAUGGUGGUCGACAUGGACUCAAUUUGGAGAAGCAGGCUGGAGUACCAACACAAAAGCUAAAGCAAUCUACUGCUAUUCUAAAUAUAGCUGAUAUUUAUAUUUUAUUUUGGGUGGCUAAAAUGCUGCUGUCCCCGUCCACAGCAGUACAUUACUUAGCUUCCGUGCCUGUCCUGCCUGCUUAAAACUGGGGUCAUGUUGACCCCAGUCCACUGUUAGUAAAACACUGAUUGUGGACCUCAUAGAGCCAUCUUUAAAGAAUCUGAACUAUCCUUUAUUUUGUCUUUGUGGGCUAAUAGUUGUAAAUAUGUCAUUAGUUGGCAAUUGAGUAUUGUCAUUUUUUUCAUCUUUUGUUGGUGUUUAAGUGUCAGAAUGUUACUGCCAUUAAAUGUAUUAUAUGUCCAUAUUGAAUAUAAAAACAGGAUUUGGAAUAUU